Messenger RNA from Aspergillus luchuensis, 540 nucleotides. RefSeq lists its product as uncharacterized. Bases 1 to 540 code for a protein of 179 amino acids. The transcript has a single exon. The record is from RefSeq and is a predicted model, not a curated record. Lineage: Eukaryota; Fungi; Ascomycota; Eurotiomycetes; Eurotiales; Aspergillaceae.
AUGCGCCUCCUCAAUCUUGCCUCAUUUCUGUGUCUGCUCGGAUCCACUCAGGCCCUAUCAUUAGGCCAACGCUGUCUCGAAGCACUCAAUACCAUGAGCACCGUUCCCGGCCAAUACAUCGCGACCAUCGAGCGGGAUACAUGCAGUUGGGGCUGCAAACCUCGGCCAGAGGAAUGGGAUACGGUGUUCGAAGGGGUCAUCCAAAAGGUUGUUGAAGAUGGGGCGCGAUACACUGGCAUUGACGAUCCCAAGGCGCAGGCUGCUUUCGCAAGCUACCUGAAUGACGUCUUCCAAAAUGUCAACAGCAAAUGUGGUGGUCGCCUCGGCGAUGACAAUCUGUGCAACGAUUCUCCCCAAACGGCGGCCCUGAAGCAAUGCGUCGAUGAUAACGCCAAGUGGGCAGCAACGACAGCUGCCUUGCGGCUGGUGGGCUAUUUGUCCGAGGACAGGUGCGAGAAGGUAUCGGAUUACUUCAAGAGUGAGCAGCUGUGGAACAAGGAUUUGCCGAACAGGUCACAGGUCUAUGUUCAGAAUUGUUAG